This is a messenger RNA of Chlorella variabilis, 6286 nucleotides long. RefSeq lists its product as hypothetical. Gene Ontology annotation, biological process: regulation of transcription by RNA polymerase II. The transcript is spliced from 37 exons. Gene Ontology annotation, molecular function: DNA binding; acyltransferase activity. The record is from RefSeq and is a predicted model, not a curated record. NCBI's taxonomy places the organism in Eukaryota, Viridiplantae, Chlorophyta, Trebouxiophyceae, Chlorellales, Chlorellaceae. Bases 1 to 5559 code for a protein of 1852 amino acids.
AUGAUGUCUCCACGCACCUUACUGGGCCUGCCUGCCUACCUCUACGGCGUGGGCUGCAUGUUCUGGUGCUUCCAGCUGGGCUGCCUGACCGGUUUCAUCAAGUGGUGGCAGUUUUCGCCAGCUAGGAACGACAUUGUCGCCGCGGUGCGCUUCCUGAAGUGGGCCUUCAAGUACCGUGUGCUCAAGCUGGGCAGCAAUGAGGUGUACAGCGGAAAGUGUAUGUACCUGGCCAACCACCGCAGCUGGGGCGACUUCUUCGUCGACAUGUAUGUGACGGGGUGCCGGGGCGUGCCACUGAGCAGGCGCGCCGUGGGCGCCGCCUUCCCCGCCUUCACCACCUCCCUCAUGGCUCUGCGCUCCAUCCUGCUGUUCAACCGUCUGGGAGUCAAGGAUACAGAGAAGUUCAACCGCUGGCUGGACACCGAGCUGGCCAAGGGCGGCCCACAGACCAACCUGCUGGUCUACCCUGAGGGAAAGCGCAGCCAGCAGACCGCCUCGCUGCCCCUCAAGCGCGGCAUGCUGCGCUACGCCUUCACCCGCAAGCUGCCGGUGCAGGUGGUGGUGACUGCCUACAAGGAGGAGAUCCUGAACGAGCGCCGCAUGUGGACCCACUUUGGCCGCACCCUCGUCACUGGCUGCUCAGAGGUGCUGGAGAGCUCACGGUUUGACGACUUUGAAGAGUUUGCGGCGGCUGUGCAGCGUCUGUGGGAUGCGCAGUGGGAGGCUGUGUUCGCGGCGCCGCGGCACGGCUUGCCUGUGAUGCCUGAACCGGCAGGCCCGGCUGGCAACUACUCGCCAGCCACCUGUGCCAAGCAGACCGCAUCUCUGGCUUUCUGGAUGGCGGUGCUGGUGGGCGGCACACGCCUCAUGCUGCGUGCGCUGGCGGCGGUGGCAGCAUGGCUGCCUGGGGGCCGCUACCUGGUGUGGGCACUGGUGCUGUACAGCGUGGCCUCGCUGGCGGCGGCGGCCCUGCUGCCGCCGCCAGCUGCACGGCACAGCAGCACGGACGCAGUGGCGCCAGCACCUGAGGCUGCUCCCAUGGAGCCAGCAGCACCUGUGGCGGCGCCUGCGGCCCCGGCUCCAGCCGCGUCACCAGCUGUUGCAGCCCUGGGGCAGGAGCCCGCCUCCGCCGCUGCCAGCAGAGGCGGCACCCCGCCGGCGGCGGCCGGAACCGGCGGCGGCGCCGCAAGCGCUGCCACACCCUCGUCGCCAGCCGCCACACCAUCGGGGGCAGCGGCGGCCAAUGCCACAGGCAGCAGCGGCAAGAAAGUGGCGCAGCAGAAGACUCCUUUCCAAAAGGAGGCUUUGGAGGCUGCCUUUGCACUGAGCCAGUACCCCACAGAGGACAUGAAGCGGGUGCUAGGCAGCAAGAUAGGCCUGACCGCGCAGCAAGUGGGGACCUGGUUCACCCACCGGCGGCGCAAGGAGAAGGAUGCUGAGAUAGCGGCGAUUGCGGCAGCCCAACUGAAGCAGGAGCUGGCAGCCGCGGCAGCAGCACAGGGCGGCGAUGCGGCCGCAGCGCCACCUGUGGCACCCGCCCCAGAACUGGUGGAGGCAGCCAAGGCGCAGCUGGGGGUGCCGUUCCGCGAGGACGGGCCGCCUUUGGGCUUUGAGUUUGAUGAAAUCCCGCUGCUGCCAGGCAACCCCGUCGUGAUGGGCCAGAGCACGGGCAGCAGCGGCGGCGGCAAGAAGCGCAAGGCGGCGGCGGCUGGGUAUGCCGACGACGAGGAGGAGGACCCAGACUUUGUGCUGGGAGGAGGAGGUGGGUGGCUGUGUGUGUGUGUGUGUGUGUGUGUGUGUGUGAGUGUGUGUGUGGCCCGUGAGCAGGAGAAGAUGCUGCGCGAGAAGGAGCGGAUGGACAUGAAGGUGGCCAAGGAGCGGGAACGGGAGCUGGCACGGCUGGAGGGGGAGCGCCGCAAGCACCUGGAGAGGGUGAUGAAGGAGCAGAAGAAGCUGAUUGCGCUUCAGGAGAAGGAGCGGGAGCGGCUGGAGAAGAUGCGGCAGAGGGAGGAGAAGAAGCGCGAGAAGGAGGUGCUCAAGGCGCUGCAGGCGCAGGAGAAGCGGGAGAUGCGGCUGCGGCAGCGGGAGGCUGGGGUGACGGGGCCUCGGGACGAUGCCGACAUCGAGUGGGAUGCGCUGCUGGCAGACUACCGGGCCAAGCACGGAGGCGUGCAGCCGCUGGCUCGCAUUGCCGAACUGCUUAUAAAAUGGCGGCGCUGGUGCAGGCUGCCGCCCGAUGUGGCUCUGCCGGCAGACGAGGACGGCGCGGCGCCGGCCGGCUUCCCGCCCCUGCCCAGCCGCCCUCCCUUCCCGCCUCCCACCGUGGCGCUGGCGCCUGCCUUCCCGCCUGAGCUGGGGCAGGAGCAGGGCAGCAAGCUGCUGACGUCCUGGUCCUUCCUGCACGGCUUUGGAGGCAUGCUGGGCCUGCCGCACUGCACGUUGAGCGAGCUGCUGGCGGCGGUGGCGAAGGGCAGCAGCAGCUCGCUGCUGGCCAGCCUGCACAUCACGCUGCUGCGCCUGGUGCAGGCAGACAUGGAGGAGGCGCAUGCGGCGCAGUUUGGUGCGUACGCCACCACCACCGCCGCCAUGCUGGCGGAGCAGCGGGGCGGCGACUCCCGCUUCAUGUCUGCGGCGCACAUGCUGGAGGAGGCGUGGAGCUGGGGCUUUGAUGUGGACGGGUGGCGGGCGCACCUCAACUCGCUGACGUGGCCUGAGGUGGCGCGCCAGCUGGCGGUGACCGCGGGGCUGGGCCGCCGCCGGCCCAAGCCCAAGAAGGAGGAGCGGCCCAAGAUGGGGCAGGAGGGGGAGGACACCGUGCAGGAUGGCAGCGGCGACCUCAAGCUGCGCCUGCCGCCGCGCCUGGGCGUGGGCACGGUCAAGGCGGCCGCCUGGCAGGUGCUGGCGGAGGCGGGGCCGGAGGGGAUGCGGGUGGAGGACAUUGCCCGAGAGAUCCAGAAGCGCGGCUUCAGAGACUUGAGGUCCAGCAAGACCCCCGAGGCCUCCGUGGCGGGAGCGAUGGGCCGCGAUGUGCUGUUUGUGCGCACCAAGGCAGCCACCUUUGCGCUGCAAGCCAUCAUCGCUCACACCAACCAGCAGCGGCGCACCGGCGGGGCUGCCGCGGGCGGGGACGCGGCGGCGGGGGAUGCUGGCGCCAAGGCCGAGGGCCAGGAGGCGGCGGCGGCGGACCCGGAGCUGCUGUCGCCUGGCGGCACCAAGAUUGUGGUGGUGAAGGAGGAUGAGCAACAGGAGGAGCACCACGCAGAGGAGGAGGAGGACGAGGACGAGGAGGAGAAGCAGGAGGAGGAGGAGGAGGAGGCGCGGCGGCGGGAGCAGCUGGGCGAGGCGUGGGUGGAGGCGCUGCAGGGGGCGGACUACGAUGGGCUGUCCCUGGAGCACCGCGUGGGCAUGCUGUGCUCGCUGUGCCACCUGGCCAUGGACUCACCCAGCAUCAAGGAGACGCUCGAGCGGCGCAUGGAGGAGCAGCAGCGCAUCAAGAAGCAGAGUUGGGAGGAGGCGCGGGCCGAGAAGCGUCGCAAGCAGACCGAGGCAGCUGCCAAGGCGCAGGCGGCGGCGGAGGAGGCGCAGCGGGCCCUGCAGCGCUUCCAGCAGCAGCAGCUGCUGCAGCAGGGCGGCAUUGCGGCGCCCGCUGCGGCGCAGCAGGCGGGGGCAGGGGAGCCCGCUGCUGCCCCUGCAGCGGCACCGGCUGGCGGCGAGCCCACCGCCGCUGGCCAGGCCGGCACGCCUGCGGCCCCGCACUCUGCGGACCCUGCAGCACCAGCCAGUGCAGCGGCUAUCGCCACGGCCACCAAGGAGGGCGGCGGCGGCGACGACAAAGAGAACGACGUGGAGCGGGCACGCCAGCGUGCGGAGCAGGUCCGGCGAGAAAUGGAAGCCAACUCAGUACGCCUGGAGCCUCUGGGCAUGGACAGGCGGUACAACAAGUACUGGCGGCUGGCUGGCGUGCCGCUGGGCGCCGCCGCCGCAAUUCAGCAGGCGGGGGCAAAGGAGGAGGAGGGCGGCGAGCACGCGCACCAGGCCGGGGACCGGCUGCUGUUUGAGAGCCAUGAGGAUGGCGAGAUGAGCCUGGUGUGCGGCUCGGCGGCGCUGGCGGCGCUGGUGGCGGCGCUGGAGCGGCGCGGGGCCCGCGAGUCGCUGCUGUAUGCCUCGCUGCUGCGCUACCGGGGCGUGCUGGAAGCGGGCAUGCCUGCAGCGCCGCUGGCGUUGCCCGCCGCCGAGGGCGAGGCGGCAGAGGCGGGCGCGGAGCAGCGGCUGCGCGAGAUGCUGCUGUCCCUCGUCCUGGCGGCGCCGCCGCUGCAGCCCGUCCAGGUGUCGGGGCGGGCUGGAAAGAAGGCCAAGGAAGCAGCGGCAGCCACUUCGGCGGCCGAGCAGGCAGCGACCACAGAGCUGGCCCCGCUGCGACCGGGCGACAGCCUGGCAGUCACGCGGCUGAAGCUGGACUUGCUCUGCUGCCAGCGGGGCCUGCCCGCGGCAGCCCUGGCCAAGCCCUUGGUGCCCGCCGCCUGGCAGCAGGCGGUGCGGGAGGCGGACUCGCUGCAGCAGCUGCGCAGCCUGCUGGGGGAGCUGGAGGCGGCGCUCGACCCCUCCCGCCUGCACCCGCUCUUUAUGCGACAGCCGCCACUGGUGCGGGGCGCCUGGCUGCGCACAGGCCGCGAGGUGGCGGAUGCCCAGAGCCUGGCAGAGUUGCCAGAGUCGCCCAGCGGCGCACGCGACGCCAGCCCCGGCGCCUUUGGCGGCGGCCGCAGCCGGGACGCGUCGCCGGGGGCUGCCGGCGCCGAGGCGGGGGCGGAGGCUGAGGAGGAGCCGCCGCUGGCCUGGCUGCCUGUCACGGCGGCGGCCCUGGCCUGGCGCAUUCAGUGCCUGGACGCAUCGCUGCUGUACGGCGCCGCCGAGGCGCAGGCGGCGGCCCGCGAGAGCCUGGCGGGCUACCAGUUCAUCCAGCGCCCCACCGCCGCCGGCGUGGUGUGCGGCCAGCCGCUGGGCCUGGCGGGGCGCGUCAAGCAGACGCUGUUCCCGCCGCUGCCGCAGCGCCUGCUGUACAGCCCACGCUGCGACUUCUCCUUCCCCCACAUCCAGUUCCAGGCAGAUGUGGCCUCCGGCAGUGAUGCCCUGGUGGCAUCCACCGCGGGGCGGGGAGGCCGGGGGCGCGGCCGCGGCCGGGGCAGGGGUCGCGGGGGCGGCCGUGGCGGCCGUGGGCGCGGCCGCGGCACGCCCGCCGCCAGCGGCGUGGCCGGCGACGGCGCGCUUCCUGCCGGCGGGCGCGGCGGCAAGAAGAAGCGCGCCCCGCGGCGGCCGGGGGUCACCGACAAGAGCGCACUGGCCAAGGAGUGGGAGAAGCAGGAGGACUCUGACAGCGAGAAGCACUAUGGCACCGACUUUGAGGAUGAGUUUGUGUCGCCCCAGCAGCCGCAGCGCCCGAGCGGCAGCCUGCCGCCGUCUGGCCCCGCCUCCACUGCUGGCGACGACGACGACGAGCAGGGCUCUGUGCUGGCCCAGAGCGAGGACGAGGCGGUGAGCAGUGAGGGGGAGGGCGCCGAGUGAGCACCCGCCUGGGCGCACCAUUGCUUGCCACAGUAGUGGCCGGCCCUUUGGACAGAGCCUUGCGGACUGCCCCAGCAGGCACACCUGCACAGACGCAGCCAGCUAGGACUGAGGGUUGGCGUGACCGGUCGGCAGCGCUCCCCACCCGCCUCGCAUCCGCAUUUCAUGUCCCUUGGGUUGUCGGCAUGCACGUCGAUAUGUUGUGGCAUGCGUUUGUGGCAGCAUUCCGUUUGCCUGUCAUGCUACCUCAUCUGUCCCAUUCCCAUGUGUGCUACUGAUGCAUGCCGUCCAUAUAUUGGUGUGAGGUGCAUGAAAUCGAAAGUCUCAAUAGGAGGCUGAUGGAGAGAGGACUCCAGAGCAAAUGAUGGUGGAAAGCAAAUGUGAUCAGAGGGCGAAUGAUCAAAGGGGAUCAGUUAAUAAAAGGGAUGAACGAACUGCGAAGAACAAAAGACUUGAUGGCCAGAUGUUAUAAUAUGUACAACACGGCUGGGAGGACCAUCGGUGGAGGGAAUGCAGGGCUCAAGGACGGGAACUGCCAUUCGCAUUGCUCUCCUGCUCCGGGUCUGCCACUUGCAGAUCGCUGCUGUGCGCUGCAGCCGCCACUGCUGCUCCAUCUCCUUCGCCACUGGCAGCCGCUGUCGGAGUAUCACAUGCCACCGCCAUCCCUGGCAGCACCGGCAGCGCCAUGCUCGAGGCAAGAUCAUACGUAUAGACCGGGAUGCGGGGC